UCUUCCGGAAACAUUGUCAGGCACAUUCAAUGUUAUGCACAGGUGUUUGAAAGUCGGAAUACACAUUACAAAUAUAGUUAUUGUUUAUUUACAUCAAAAACUGGAUAUGAUUAUUACUUUAAAGGAUAUGUGACAAUGGGAGAAAGGUACAAGGGGGGAUGGUGGAAGUCUUACCAUGGCACCUGGCUGUAUGUCUGGAGUCUAUUCUUGCUCCAGUUGGCUUCCUCGAGCUCCGCCUUGGUUUUGAAUGACAACUUUAAUUUUACACGAGAUACAUACAAUGCAACUAUCUACGAAAAAGCUCCAGGAAAAACGUAUGUCACGUCUUCUCAUAAAAUGGGAAUUACUGUUUCCAACCCGUGGCUUUCUGUGAAUUAUAAAAUAUUUGAUGGUGAUAACUUAAAUGUGUUCAAAGCAGAGGAAUAUCGUGUUGGUGAUUUCUAUUUUCUCAGAGUAAGGACGCUAACAAGUAGUCAUGGGAUACUAAAUAGAGAGUUGGAAAGUCGAUAUCAUUUGAAAAUUAAAGCUGUUGGUAAAAUAGAGCCAGGAAUAACAAAAACGGCAACAUGUGAUCUCAUUAUAAAUGUUCUCGAUGAGAACGAUUUGCAUCCAUUGUUUGACAAAGAGAUGUAUGAUGUAACUGUCAGUGAAAACGCACCAGUACAUUCCAGUAUAGUACAGGUAUCAGCAUCUGAUGGAGAUAUUGGGAUUAAUGCAGAAAUUUACUAUAGUUUUAUAAAGAAGACAGAUGAUUUUGCCAUUCAUCCAACAAGUGGAGUGAUAACUGUUACCAAACAGUUGAAUUAUUUAGUUCAAGCAAAAUAUGACCUUGAGGUAGAAGCUCAAGAUCGGGGACCAAAGACUUUAAGAAAUGGGGAUUUGAGAAAAGCUUUAGUUCGUAUUACUGUCACUCCUGCAAAUUUCUUUGCUCCUGAUAUAAAAGUAAAGCAAUUGCCAUUUCAUCACAUGAAAAAUAUCAAUGGUACUACAUUUGCCAUAUUGACAGUGACUGAUUCAGAUGUAGGAACAAAUGGACUUAUUCAAAGUGUCAAAAUCCUAUCUGGUGAUAAAGACAAUCAUUUUAAAAUCGUUAAAAGUGCCAUAUCAGAUGAGUAUUUACUUAUCUUAAAUAAGUCUGUGAUUACUGGUGACAAUUCAGUAUCAGAUUUGGACUUGACCUUGACAGUUGAAGCAACUGAUACUGGUAGUCCUUCUAAAAAGUCAUCCACACAAAUCAAAAUAAACAUUGAUUUAGGUCUUAAUGGAGCUCCUAAAUUUAUCUCAGAUUCAUACCAAGCAUCAAUUGAAGAGUCAGUACCCAUUGACACAUCUGUAAUCCAUUUAAGUGCAACAAAAGACAAGUUUAACAGAAAUUCUGAAAUUAUUUACAAAAUUGUUGCUGGAAAUGAUGAAAAUUGGUUUUCUAUUAAUAAAGUUACAGGCUUAAUAGAAACUAAUGGUGUUGUUGAUGCAGAGGUCAGUUCAGAGGUCAUCCUGACGAUUUUAGCAAAAGAUAAAAUUAGUCAACAAACUUCAACGACCAAUCUUACUGUCACAAUACUAGAUUGUAAUGAUAACCCACCUAAAUUUGAUAUAAAAGAAACCGAUAUUUCAUUCGAGGAAAACCUUACGAUUGGAUCAAUGGUUUACAAAGUUCAUGCUAUUGAUCCUGACAAAGGUGACAAUGGCGUUGUAAGUUACUCUAUCCGAAAUCUCCAAAAUGUUCCAUUUGAAAUCGAUCAUUUUACCGGAGAAAUAAAAACAACUAAAGUUUUAGAUUAUGAAACAAUGAAAAGAAAUUAUCCAGUUUACAUUGCAGCAUCAGAUUGGGGCAAACCAUACAAACUAGAAUCUUACAUCACUUUGAAUUUUCAUCUACGAAACAUAAAUGACAAUAAACCGCUGUUCGAAAAAUCCACAUGUUCUGGUUACCUGUCCAGAGAUGCACCAGUUGAUACCUCCGUUACUGUUAUAACUGCUGUAGACUUUGACAACAGUAUCAUAACAUACAACAUCGAAGAAGGCAAUGAUGAUGGAUGCUUUGAGCUGAUUCCAAGUACUGGUUUACUGUCCUUGAAUUGCUCCUUUUCUGAUGACUCGACAGAUAAACUUACUCUUAAGAUAACAGCAUCAGAUGGAAAGUUCACAUCCGAAUCUGUUAAUAUUGAUAUCACUUUGGUUAAUAACAAAAGGAACUCUCAGUUAGCAAAUUCAGAUGCUAAUAUUGUCUGUUCUUCCACCAAUGCCACUAUGGAGCUGGCAAAACUGAUGCAAAUCUCCCGUCUUAACAAUGAAGGAAUAAGUGAACAAAUUGUAGAAAGCCCAAAUCUUAAUCUUCAAAAUUUUCACACCCCAGUCUUUAACUCGUCAAAUGUACAUCAUUUGAAAGUGGAUGAAUCUGCUGCAGUCGACACACUUUUAACACAGGUUGUGGCUCAUGAUGAUGAUAAAGGAUAUAAUGGAAUGGUUAUUUAUGUCAUUGUUGCGGGGGACCCUUUUGAUCAGUUUACAUUGGAUUUACAUAAUGGAAGUUUGUUCAUUAGUUCUGCUCUGGAUCGUGAAAGUAUUGCAAAAUAUGAUUUAGAAAUACGGGCAACUGAUUCUGCCCCUUUGGAAUUAAGAAAAUCUGCCAGUAUGAACAUUACUGUUGAAAUUAUCGAUGCAAAUGAUAACCCACCAGUCUUUGAAAAGGAAAAAUAUGAAACCGAGGUUUCUGAAGGUAUUGGAUUUAAUGCAACUAUUUUACAAGUUUUCGCUGAGGAUAAAGAUGAAGGAGAAAACAGCAGAAUUCAGUAUUGGAUCAUGGCAGACAUGCCGGAGUUCUUCAUUAAUCCUGGUAAUGGAAUAAUCACAGUGAAAAAGUCUCUGGAUAGAGAGCUUCAUGAUGUAUAUUAUAUCCCAGUGUUAGCUCGUGAUCAUGGGUCACCUUCCCACUCGGCUACUACAACUGUUACCUUAAAUAUCUUGGAUGAAAAUGAUAAUAUACCAAAAUUUGUCCCUGAAAAUUAUGAUUUGAAGGUGCGUGAAGAUUUACCUGUCGGAUCUGUCAUUGCAACGGUCAAGGCCAUCGAUGAUGAUGCAGGAGAAAAUGGAAAGCUUGCCUAUAAACUGAAUCAUGGAACUGAUGGAAAGUUCGAAAUAGAGGAAACAACUGGUACUGUACGGAUUGCUAAACAAUUGGAUUUUCAGACCAAACAAGUGUAUAACAUCAGUGCAUUUGUAUCGGAUGGUGGGAAUCCACCUCUAAAAUCAGCAUGUUUUAUAAAUAUUGAAGUGAUGGAUGUAAACGAAAAUCUACAACCACCAAAAUUCAAAAAUUUCUUUGAAAUAGGAUAUAUAAAUGAAAAUAUGCCGAUAAGUUCUGUUGUGCUGCAAGUCAAAGCAAUAGAUCCAGAUGCACAUCCGGAUGAACUGAAUCCAGUCGUGUAUUCCAUAAGAGAUGGUAGUGGUCUUGGCAGAUUUAAAAUUGAUUUCAAUGGAACAAACAGCAAUGAUUUUGCAGGAACUAUAACCACAGCACAGGUUUUAGACAGGGAAUCAGCUACUCAUUACUGGUUGUCUGUUUAUGCACAAGACCGUGGAUUGGUCCCCCAACAUGCUCGGCUGGAUGUAUACAUCAAAGUUCUGGAUGUCAAUGACAACAUCCCCCAGAUGUCACAACCAGUGUACUAUAUGGAGGUCAAGGAGAAUUCCAAACAAGAUGUUGUUGUUGGCCUGGUCGAAGCUACAGAUAAAGAUGAAAACCCAUCAGAGGAGCUGACAUUUUCCAUUACAAAAGGAAAUGCACAGAAACAUUUUCAGAUAGAUGAACAUACAGGUGUUAUAAGAACAACAAGAGCUACACUGGACAGAGAUGAGGGAGAUUCACAGCACCUACUGGAGAUUACAGUCAAUGAUAAUGGAGUUCCAAAUCUGUCCUCUACAGCAAGAGUUCUUGUUGAAGUCCUGGACCAAAAUGACAACGCUCCAGAUUUUCGUAUCCAUUCCCAUCAGGUCAGAAUCCUCCGACCAAAGACAGGAAGUAAGCAAAAUCCAGUCUAUAGAGUAUUUGCCGUGGACAAAGAUGAGGGUCUUAAUGCUGAGUUGUCAUACAGGAUGCAAGGAAAGCGAGCCAGCAAAUUCUAUGUGGAGAAAACCAGUGGUCAAAUCUAUGUUGAUGAAAUUGAGCCUGGAUCAUAUAGUUUUAGGGUUAGAGUAUAUGACCGUGGUGACAACAGACAGAAAGACUCUUGUAAGGUCAUGGUUGAGGUAAUAGAGGGACCAAAAGCAUCAGCUAGCCAACCAGUAUUUGAUCAAGUGACUUACAAGUUUGACAUAGAGGAGAAUGCUGAGAUAGAGGACUUUGUUGGAAUGACAGAAGCUACAGAUGCUGACUUUGAUAAAUUAUGGUAUCAUGUUAUUGAUGGAGAUGAUGACAAUCAAUUUGAUGUAAAGACUGAGUCUGGUACUCUCCUAGUGGCUAAAAAACUUGACUGGGAGACGAAAAAUCAUUACAACCUUACAAUCAGUGUUACAGAUGGAAUACAUGUUACACUCACUACAGUAUACAUCAAUGUAAUAGACAUCAAUGAUAACAGUCCUUUGUUUCUAAGUCCAUCUUACGAAACAACUCUACCUGAGAACACCGAUGUCGGCAUGAGUAUACUGAAAGUCUCGGCCAUGGACAGGGAUGAAAAUAAUCGUCUUUUCUAUACCAUAACAGCAGCUGAGAAUGAAAUCAGCAUCAAUAAAUUUGACAUUGACUCUAGAACAGGUGUGAUUACUGUGAAAGAAGAAUUGGAUAGAGAAGUGAUUUCUACACAUGAAUUGACAAUCAUGGUUAGAGACCAGGGGAUCCCAUCUAAUCGUAACUUUACACGGGUUAUAGUUAAAGUAACAGACCAUAAUGACCAUGCUCCAAAGUUUUUAUCCAGUACCAUAGAAGGGAGAGUAUUUGAAUCUGCGGCUGUUGGUACAUCUGUAGUGGAAGUAAUAGCCCUUGAUGAUGAUAAAGGAGAAAAUGCUGAAAUAUCCUACAGUAUUCAGUCUGGUAACAUUGGAGACAUGUUUGAAAUUGAUGAAACUCUUGGAUUGAUCAGUGUCAAAAGACAGCUUGACAAAAACCAAAGAGGAGAAUAUAGUCUGAUUGUAAAGGCAGCAGACAAAGGGAAACCACCACAAAGCAGUACCGCCACUGUCAAUAUUUACGUCACAAUUUCCAAUAAUGCACCUCCAAAAUUUACAGGCACUAAUUACAUAGCAGAAAUUAAUGAGGAUAUUAAAAUUGGAUCUAAUGUUGCCGUUCUUGAAGCAAAGAGCCAGUCAUCAGUUUAUUAUGAAAUAAUUCAAGGUAAUGAAGGAGACAAGUUCGCCAUAAAUCCCAAUUCUGGUGUGAUUUACGUGAAGAAUAAAAUAGAUUAUGAACAGGUGAAAUCGUAUGAUUUAAUGGUAUCAGCUGCUAACAUUGUUGGUUAUUCCGCUGUGACUACUGUUAAAAUACAUGUAAUUGAUAUCAACGAUAAUACCCCAGAAUUCAGUCGGCAGGUCUACGAGGGAACUAUUUCUGAAGCAGCUCAGAUUGCAAGUGUCGUUGUAACUACAGAGAAUAAACCACUUGUCAUUCACGCUACUGAUCAGGAUGAAAAUGAUAAUGGCCGAUUAAGAUUUGAAAUAAUUGACGAAGAUGCGAAGAAAUACUUUGUAAUUGAUGCAAAUACCGGAGCAAUUAGAACUGCAGUUCUCCUUGAUCAUGAAACAAUGAAUAAGAUUGAGUUCAGUGUUGAUGUUUCUGAUCAGGGAAGUCCAGUGUUAAAAUCACAUCAACCGGCCAAAGUAAUAAUACAUAUAGAAGAUGUAAAUGACCAUGCCCCAGUAUUCAUGCCAAAGGGACUCUCCGCAAUCCUCCUGUUACCUACAGCCAAGGGUGUACAAGUCACGCAGGUCACAGCAACCGACCCAGAUACAAAAUCAUCGGAUAAUGUCAAAUAUCGAAUUUUACAUGACAACAAUGGUGACAGUCAUUUCAAUAUAGAUCCAUCAUCAGGAUUAAUUACUGUGACAAAUUAUAAUGAACUUAAAACAAGCUAUAGUUUAACAGUUGAAGCUUCAGACGGAAAGUUUCAAACAACUUCAUUUGUUAAUAUUACUGUGAAAACAUCACACAGUAGUGGAUUAGUGUUUAGUUCACAAGAAUAUCUUGUAACCGUUCCUGAAAAUAAGGAAAUACAUGACAAUCUGAUGGUUGUCCAAGUAGUGAACUUCGCAAAUGAUCCUCUAGUGUUCAAUCUUCUAAAUGGAAAUGAUAUGUUCAUUAUGGGGCAAACCUCUGGUGUUCUCCAAACCAAACAGAAAAUGUUUGACAGAGAGGAAAUUUCUAAUUACGAUCUUGUUGUUAGUGUUGAGGAUUUAAAUGACCCACCUCGUAAAGCACAUGUUGUUGUUAAGGUCAAUAUUGAGGAUGAGAAUGAUAACAGCCCUGUGUUUCUCAAUCAGCCAUACGAUACAGUUGUUGCCAUUAGUGCUAAAGUUGGAACACCUGUCAGACAGUUAACCGUUCAAGAUAGAGAUACAGGUGAUAAUGGAAAGGUGGAGUUUACAAUGGCCAAGGGAUAUAAAGACAAAUUCUCUGUAGAUAAAGUGGAUGGACAGGUUAAGUUGAUGAGUCCACUAGAGAAGGCAGAUGAAGGACAGACAGUACUGACCGUAAUAGCCAGUGAUUUAGGUUCUCCUAGCAAAAGUUCUUCUGUGAAUGUCACUGUGACAAUUAUUGGUAGUGAACAUCCAGUAUUUGAGAAACAGUUCUAUACCACCUCCAUCAAAGAAGAUGUAGCAUUAUUUACCCCGGUCAUCAGCGUGAAAGCCUCAAGUCCAAAUGGUCACAAACUUAUCUACAGCAUUACUGGUGGCGAUCCAUACAAAGAAUUCUCUGUUGACUACAAUAUAGGCAAAGAUGUGCUGGGUCCAUGUGUUGUUUCGGUUGUUAGCCCUCUAGAUUAUGAGUCAACAAAAGGGUACGAUCUUACAUUAACAGCUAAGGAUGUCAAAACUGGAUCUGUAGCAGAAACCAAACUGAGAAUAAGUGUUGUGGAUGUGAACGACAAUAAACCAGUAUUUUCUAAGUUCAAAUACACUAGUUUGCUGUCAGAAUCUGUUCCUAUUGGUUCUUCUGUUGCCAUGGUGACUGCUACUGAUGCAGAUGUUGGAACAAAUGGCCAAGUGUACUACAGCUUAGUAUCAGCACAUAUCGACAGUGAGGAUGUCAGCCAUUUUGAGAUCGAUUCUGAAUCUGGUCACAUAAUUACCACCAAGAUAUUAGAUUAUGAGGAGCAGCAUGAAUUUAAUGUCAUUGCCAUAGCAACUGAUGGCGGUUCAAACAAGCAUUUUACAACAGCGCCAUUACACAUAAUUUUACAAGACUUAAAUGAUAAUCCUCCAUACUUUGUACAGAAAUCAUAUGAUUGUACAAUAUUUGAUCAACCAAGCAGUUCAUAUGUUGUCAAGGUAAUGGCAUCUGACCCUGACCCUUGUAGUGAAGGUAAUUUACAGUAUAGCAUUGUUGGUGGAAAUAUUGAUCAGGUUUUCCAUGUGAAUCAGCAGACAGGAUUGAUCAGUUUAUCCAGCAGACGUAACAGCCAACUCCAGCAUGCAUAUAUUCUUAAUAUAUCUGUCACUGAUGGUGUCUUUACUGCAUUCACUCAAGUUAGUCUGUCCGUCAAAAGUUCCAAUAACCAUACACCAAUGUUCACAAGACAGUUGUAUAGAGCAACCAUUCUAGAGAAUCUUGGGAAGGGAAUGAUUGUCACCAUGGUAACAGCUUUUGAUGAAGAUCCAGGAACCAAUGGGAUGUUGACUUAUUCCAUACCAAGUGACGAGAUGAAGCAGUUCUUCAGUAUUGAUGCUGAUACAGGUGAAAUAUUUUCUGAGUUUGAUUUUGAUCGAGAGAAACGUGACUUCUAUCAGAUACCUAUUGCAGUAACAGACAAUGCUGGGAGAAUAGGAUUUUCAAUGGUUGAAGUUACCAUUAGGGAUCUUAAUGACAAUCCUCCACGUUUCCUGAGAAAUGAAUAUAAACUUGUUGUCUCCCCUGGUGCUGCUGUUAACUCUUCUUUCUCAAAGAUUGAAGCUGUGGAUAUGGACAAAGGAACAGGAGGCAGAGUGAGAUAUGAACUAGCUAAACUAGAGAAACUGUUUGACAUUAAUCCUUAUACUGGAGAUCUCAUAGUCAAAAUGGAUUUGAAGGAUUUCGCUAAUCAAGUGUACCAGUUCUUUGUUCAUGCUAUAGAUGAAGGUGAUCCUAUUUUAGACUCAUCAGUUGCUGUUCAAGUUUAUGUUAUGGGCAAAAAUGAUAUUGCGCCAAGAUUCCAAGCUUCCAAGAAAAUGUAUUUUACAGUAUCUGAAGAUGAAACGGUAUUUAGUCGUCUUAUUGUUGCUGAGAGUCACAUUCCAGUGAAGUACUACAUAAUACAUGGAAAUACUCCCGAUACAAACUAUCCUCCAUCAUUUGAAAUCAGUCAUGGCGGUAAACUGAAAUUGAUUAGGAAAUUGGACUAUAACGAUAUUCAGAAAUAUCAUUUAACUGUACAAGCCAAAACUAUCAGUACUCCUUCAUUGUAUGAUUAUGUAGAGGUUAUAAUUAUAGUUACAGAUUCUAAUAAUAAAGACCCUGUAUUUGAAUCGGACAAGUAUCAUACAAUGGUUAUAGAGAACAGUAAGCCAGGGGACCAUGUUAUUCAAGUUCGUGCCAUGGAUGAAGAUUCUGACUUUGAAAUCAGAUACAGUUUUGGGGAGGAUAGUAGUGGAAUGUCCAAAAUAUUUGACCUUGACUCUAUAACUGGUUGGAUUUCAUUGAUUAACCCAUUAGACAGGGAAACCACUGACCAAUAUAAUUUCACCAUUGUUGCCACAGACAUUAAAGCACAAAGGGAACAGAAGAGUUUCACGAGAGUCCUUGUGGAUGUAACAGACCAGAAUGAUAAUCCACCGAUUUUCUCCCGUCCAUCCUACAUUGCUGCUGUAAAUGAAGGAGCUGCUUUAGGUACUGUAUUACUAGAACUUUCUACCACAGAUGAAGACAUAGGAGCUAAUACCAAUGUAGAGUAUAUAAUCAUUGAUGGUGAUAAACUUGGAAAGUUCCAUGUACGAGGAACUGGAGAGGUUAUUGUGAAUAAACCUCUGGAUCGUGAAAAUGAUUCCCAAUACACACUGGUUGUAGCUGCUACUGAUGGAGGGAUGUCAACAAUGACGAAGGUUACCAUAACUAUACUUGAUGAUAAUGACAAUGACCCUGUCUGUGAUGAGCCCAUUCAUCCAUUGAUUCUGUCAGAAGAAAAAUCAGUCGGAAGUAUAAUUGUUCGUGUCAAGGCAACUGAUGCAGAUGAUGCAUCAACUGUUAAUGCAGAAAUUAGCUAUGUCAUUAGGGCAGGCAACGAGAAGCAGAAAUUUAACCUGGAUAAAAGUACAGGUAUAUUGACUGUAAAAUCAGAACUUGACAGAGAAGAAAUUGAUAAUUACCACCUGUCAAUUAAUGCUGUGGAUGGAGGAGGCAGAACAUGUGACAUAGAUGUAUUUAUAGAUCUGAGUGACAUUAAUGAUAACAGUCCACGCUUUAUUGACAUUCCAGAGACUUUCCAGGUGAUAGAAUCCACACCAGCAGACACAUUGUUAAUGAGAGUUAGAGCAGUGGAUGAUGAUUUAGGUAUAAAUAGACAAGUUAAGUACAAUCUGAAAGACGAUGCUGAUGGUAGCUUCACACUGGACCCAGAAACAGGAGUCAUAACUCUUGUGACUUCACUUGACAGAGAAAAGAAAGAUCUGUACAAACUGAUGUUGGAAGCCUAUGACAUGGGAAAUCCAAGCUUGACGGGAGAAGUCCUUCUAAAAAUAGCCGUACAGGAUGAGAAUGACAACCCACCAGAGUUUGUACGUAGCAGCUACAUUGUAUCAAUCAUUGAGGAUUCCAGCAUUAGCUCUGAUGUAGUUACAGUCACAGCAACCAGUAAAGACAUAGGAAUCAAUGCUAAGAUGUUGUAUAUGAUCUCAGCUGGAAAUGUUGACGGACAUUUUAAUAUUGAUACUGAUACUGGUAUGAUACAAGUGGCUAAGACAUUAGACCAUGAGACAACAUCAGAAUACAUCCUAACCAUCAUAGCACAUGAUAGAUCCUCCGCCCCACUCAGUAGUUCUACGUUUGUUACUAUAAAUGUGACAGAUGUCAAUGAUAACCAACCAGAAUUUGUACAGAAUCCAUACAAACUGACUCUCAAGGAAGAUGUGCCUGUUAAUGAAGUCAUUCUACAUUUGACAGCAUCUGAUGCAGACACCAACUCCGUCAUUCUGUAUUCUAUCAUCAAGGGAAAUACAAUGAACAAGUUUGAUGUCAAUCCUAAAGAUGGAAAACUUCUGAUAAAGAAUAACCUAGACAGAGAAAUGGUAAACAAUUUUGAGCUAACUUUAAGGGCAUCUGAUGGUCAGUUGAGCAGUGAGACAUUGGUCAUUAUUGAUGUAUUAGAUGUUAAUGACUGUCCUCCUAAAUUCUCCGAAGCCAACUACUCAGCUGUUAUACAGAGACCACGGGAGGGGAAUGAGGACAGACAUGUUGGAUAUGAAAUUCUGUCAUUCUCUGUAACGGAUGAUGAUUUACCGCCAAAUGGUGAACCUUUCUCCUACGACAUCGUCAGCGGUAACCAAGGUGGGGAAUUCAUGGUUAACUCGAAUGGUGUAUUGACCACUGCCAGGAGAUUCAAUCGUCAUGUUCAGAACCUUUAUAAUUUGGUAGUCAGAGCUUAUGAUUUUGGAAGUCCUCUUCUUCAUUCUGAAGUUCCAGUUGUGAUCGAGAUCAUUGAAGAAGGCAAUAAUCCACCAAAAGUUUCCGAUAUUGAUAUUUCUGUAAUGUCAUUCAAAGAUUCUUUCCCGGGAGGUAUUAUUGGAACGUUAAAUGCUGUGGAUGAGGAUAUAUUUGACGAGCUAACUUUUGAGAUUAUUUCAACAAAUAAGAAUCUUUUUGAUAUAGAUAAAUAUGAUGGUAGAAUAAUGGCAUUUAAAAACAUUGAUCCAGGAAGGUACAAUGUUAAUAUUAGCGUGACAGAUGGUAGAUUUCAAAGUUAUGGAAUCGUCAGUGUUGAAGUUGUUGGAAUUUCAGAUGACAUGAUAAAAAAUUCUGUAACAAUUCAGUUCCAUAGCCUUAGCGUGGAAGACUUCUUUAAUAAACAUCUUAAAGAUUUUAAACGUGUUUUGAAAAGAGAAUUGAAUGUUAGGUCAAAGGAUGUUGAAAUCAUUAACGUACAAACAUCUAAAUUUGCUUCAUCUUCAUUUGGUAAAAGAAGAAAACGAGACAUUAGCUCUGACCUUGAUGUCCUCUUUGUCAUUAAAAGAAACCAGAAUACAUUCAUGCGUGGCAAACCUCUCAGUAAAAAAGUGGGAGCAGCUGUUCCAGCCAUUGAACAAGCACUUCAAGUAAAAGUCAUAAAGGUGUUUGGUGACAUAUGUACACAUAGUUCAUGUAAGGAAGGCGAAUGUGAAGGUUAUAUUGAAUUUGACUCGGACAAUCUGACACCAGUAAGGAUGGGGAGUAAGAGUACUGUCACAGCUCGUCAUCGAUACUUAUACAAAUGUGUUUGUCCCGAUGGAUCAACAGAUGACAGUUGUGAUAAGAUACCUGCAGUUUGUCCUGAUGAUGCCUGUCCACAAACCAAGAUGUGUAAGAUGAAUUCUGACCAGAGAGGUUACCUAUGUGUGUGUCCCCCAGGGAUGUCAGGACAGCACUGUGAUGAGGAGGAGAACUUCUGUACAGACUCUAGCUGUAGAAUAGGAGACAAGCCAAUGACAUUCUCUGGUAAGAGUUAUGCCAAAUGGACAUUACAGGAUGCCUUUACUAUAGAGCAGAAACUGACAUUGUCCCUGAGAAUAAAGACCAGAAAACAGGUGGCUACCAUUAUGUAUGCUAAAGGCAUAGUGGACUAUAGCAUUCUAGAGAUAUACAAUGGAAUGCUUCAGUAUAGAUUCAACUGUGGGAGUGGUGAAGGGAUUGUUAUCAUCCCAUUGUUGAUCAGUGAUGGGGAAUGGCAUACUGUCAUGGUGGAGAGAUUUGGCAAAACAGCUGAGCUCAUUUUAGAUCACACCUACUCUAGUAUGACCAUGUCACCAGGAACUAAUGAUAUCCUUGACCUUAAAUCUAACAAUGUAUUUUUUGGUGCUGAAGUUGAGGUUUACAAUGGCUACUCUGACAUCAGAAGAGGGUUUGAAGGAUGUAUGGAGAACAUACGUUUGUACAAUGUACGACUGCCAUUUGAUGGAAGUAAUGCCAUUGCCUUGGAUCAAGAGUUCAAGUAUCUACAGUUCCAUUGUAAAGACACUUACCAGAGCCCUACUGGAACAAAUAUCUGUAGCACUUUUCCAUGUGAUAAUAAUGGUAACUGUGAAGUCUCGGGAAGCAGCUAUAUUUGUACAUGUUCCGAUAGAUUCUACGGGUCUCGAUGUGAGAUAGACAAAGAUCCAUGUGCCAAUAGCCCUUGCCAGAAUAAAGGCCAGUGUAUAAACAAGAAAGACAUUCCCAAUGAUUUUGAAUGUAGAUGUCCUUCACCUUUUCGUGGCAAAUUCUGUGAAUAUGGUAAAUACUGUUCUGAAGAUACCUGCAAAAACAAUGGCAGUUGUGUAGAAGGACCGAAAGCUAUGGUCUGUAACUGUUUAGGUGGAUUUGAAGGUGAAAAUUGUCAGAAGAUAGUGAGUGCCUGUAGAUCUAAUCCAUGUCUGAAUGGAGCCACAUGUCACAAUGCAGAUAAUACAUAUAUCUGUAACUGUACAGAGAAAUCAGCCGGGCGUAACUGUGACGAACUUAUUACACCAAAUAUGAUCUCUAACUCAGCGGGUAUUACACAGGAGGAACUCUUUAUUAUCAUUGGAGUUGCUGGGGGAUUAAUUUUUCUUGCUUUCCUAUUUGUUGCCAUCCAAUGUAUCAGACGUCGUCAGAACAGUCGCUAUGGUAACAUCACAUUGGGAAUUCCAACAGACGAAACAGAUGUAAUGUUACGUUCAUUAAAGGAAGAUUCUUGUAAAAAUGGCAUAAAGAAAAGUAACGUGGAUAUCACUCAUCCACCACCAAGUCCACGACCACCGCCAGUGCCCGACAGACCAGCUUCGUACACUCCCAGCAACCAUGAUUCUCUAAACACUUUGAAUAACUUUGACAAUGUUAGAAAUUACGGCAGUGCUGCUGACGAGUUAGAAAACAUUCAAAACAUUCCAUAUUAUGCCGAGUAUUUACAAACAUUUGCACCACUACCUCGUAUGGUUGCUAGUCAGGCGCCAUCUCUAGCACCUUUGCCUUCAUCUAAUCCUCCGUCUGAUACAGACUCUAUUCAGAAGACACCAUGGGAGAUGGAUAACAUGCUUGAACAUACAGAUAAAAAUCAUCCAGAGAAACUGUACAUUAAGAAUAUCCCUGGUCCACAGGUUGGACCACCAGAUAAUAUCUCAUUUAGCAGUUUACCUGUAUCAGAAUCAGAGGAUGAACCAGCUGCAUCAAAAUCAGGUAGAAGAAAGAAACGGAAAGAUUAUCACUGGGACGCCUCAGACUGGGCCCCUCGUCCAUCAUUACCAAAUAUCAGUGAAGUACCAAACAGAGAAUGUCCAGAUUCACCAAGUUCUAGUCCCCAUAGUAAUGAGUCUAAUGAACAUGCUGAUUGUCUGCAGCACCAUUACAAUAAUGACGUUUACACUGACGGAGAAAUGAUUGAAUCUGAAUACGUCGGUGAUUCAGAGUUUGCUGACAAUGAGUGUGACACUGACCAUUACUUAAAUCCACCAAAUUAUCAAGAAAUCUUUUCUCAGUAUAUAAACAAUGACGAUUCAGGAAACCAAGACACGAGUUACGAGCUUCCAGAACACAAUUUUCGUAUGCAUCCGAAUGAGUAUUUACCAAUGUACAAUUUAAAUGAUGAAUCUCGAGAUGAGUACAGUGACAAUGAUAAUUUCCCCGAUCCACCAGAAGAAUUUCGAGGAGGAGAAAAUCGUGUUAGUCAGUUAAGUGAGGAUGACUUAGAUGACAAUGACGAAGUAGUGCAUUAUGGGUUUCCAUCUCGACAACCUUUACUUGGUCUCCAAGGAAACAUAACAGACAGUGAAUACAAUGUGCGAUCAUCCAUGAUUGAUUCUAUGGGGGGCUAUACAUCAACAAAUGCUUCAAUGUCAGACAUUUCAGGACUUUGUGAAAUUGAAGAUAGCGAAGUAAACUUUAGUGAUGAAAGUGGGGAUGAAAACAAUGAGAGAACACCACUGAACAUUGAUCGUCUUCAUACACAAGUAUAAUCCAAGGACAUGACUUAGAUUCUGUGUUCAAUAUAAUGGUUAACAUGACCACAUGAGGUUGUUAUGGACCAAUCAGAAGUCCUUGAUUUUUUUCAUUUAUUUAUAACGAAUGGUUGUAAAAUGUUUGUUUAGGCAAAUAGUUAUAAAUUUGGUGCUAUAAAUACACCUUUCUCAUCAGACACAAUAGCCUUACUAAUAGGGCAGAAAGAUCUGUUUUUUUCCACGAUUGUCAGUCUUGCAUUUUUUUAAUAUAAAAAUUACUUUUUUAUGGUUUUCAUUGUUUUAUUCAUUCAUUUCAUUUUUUUUGCAUAUUGUUUCAUUGCAAGUAAUUCUUAUGAUGACCAAUUUACCUCAUCAAAAUAAAUCUUACAGCUUUUUGACAUUGCUUUAAGAUGAUGUUAAUGAAGCAAACUGCCAGGUUGUUGCAUAUUAAUUGGUUUUGUAUAAUGACAGUAGUUACCUUUGUGAUCAUGGUUGUAGCAUGCAUCAGUCUUUCACACAUUUAUUAUCCAGUAUGUAUGGUUGUUCAGAUAUACCAGUAAGAAAUAAAACUUGAGAUCUAAAUAUACAGUGAAACCUCAUUAUUUAAAUGAUAAAAUUAACCAAACAUUUUAUUAAUAUAUGUUUACUUACAAAGAGUCUAAAUAUAUGCUAAAAUAUAAAAAAAAAGAUGGAGAAAAAUGGACACAAAACAUAUACAAAAGAGAAAAAAUGGCUUAAACAUUUAAGAAUACAGAAAUGAAAACCCCACAUUCAGAUCCUUUCAAAAGGUUUUACUGUAUGUUAUCUGUGACAAUACAGAUAUAUAUUUUGCCAAAAUUUGUUUAUACCUUUGUUGUGUUAAUCAACUAGAUAUAGAUGGUUGUUUGACUUAUUGUCAUGUGGCUUAUUGUCAUGUGACUUGUCAUGUGACUUAUUGUCAUGUACUGUUGUUAGUGAUCAGUUUGGUUGUUUACAUUUUAUCAGAUGUAUAAUACUAUUGUUUUCUUCUGCUCAUGCAAAUUUAUUACCUCAUUUGCAUAAAUUUGUAUAUUUAAUCAAAUGCAGUUGUUUCAUGACAGUUCAUAUGUUGUUGUUUUCAGGAACAGUUCAUUUAUGUAAUUAACAACAAUUGAACAUUUUAUUUUGAAUUUCUGAACACAUACAAUAAACUUUAUUUAAAUUUCUAAUGUUUUAUGAAAUAUUUACACAGAAGGUUGUGCUUUUAUUGAAACAGCAGAAAAAUAUUUUUUUUUUAAUACCACAUUAAGUUUUUAAGAAAAUAUGAUGGAAGGUCAUCAUACAUUAAAUAAUUUUUGGCAGAAAAAUGAUUGAGGAAGGUCUAAUUAUAGAUGUUUAUUAGAUACAUGUUAAGUGCAAUGGGCUAAAGGUUUUAUUGUUUAAGUGCUUAAUAACUGUGAUAAAAACUUAACAAAUUUCUUCAUAUUUUUUCUAGAAUAAUUUUAUUUCUAGGAUUAAUCAUAUUUAAAAUAAGCUAAACAAAUUUAUAUUGAUAACAAAGAUUUGACAGGAUAAAUUUUAACAUGACACAAAUUGAUUUAAUUAUAUGCAUCCAUAUCAUAUAUAAGACAGCAGGGUUAUAUUUAGACCUGUGUUCAAACCAAUGGGAGUUAAUGUCUCAUUCCUCAUUCAACCAUUGGAAUCGUAAUGAUUUUACAAUGUACAUUGUUUCAUUUACUGAUAGAUUUUACUUCAGGAGGACUUUUAUAGAAAGUAACUAAUGAAGGACUGUUAGCCAAAAAAGAUAUGAUAUCCAUAAGUCUUUAUCAGUGCUUAUUAAAUUGUACUUUAGUUUUUUUUAUUAAGAUUUGUAUUCAACUGCUAUUGCCUGAUAUAAACUUGACUUUUGAAUUAAGAUACAUGUGGUUGCUUGAAUUAAAAGGCCAGUCAAUGUUGAUACUAUUUUAGAAAUUUAUUACAAAUUUAUAGGCAAUUUGUACAUACAAAUUUAAUCAUAUUUUCAUGAUUUCAUGACAUUUUUACAUUCAUAAGGUUGUACACAGUGGAGUGUGUAUUUUAUGAUGACAGUUUUUUUGUUGAAUGUAUGUUUUAAAUGUGAUUUACAUUAUUUUUAUAGAUAAUGUGUGAAUGAUAUUUUUAAGUUUUGUGAUUGUGAGCUUCAGGUUAUGAACCUUAGUAUUGUGUUGAUGUAAAUAAAAAAAUGACGAAAUUAAAAUUUAUAAAACUUGA
Mytilus californianus (California mussel) is the source of this 16470-nucleotide messenger RNA. RefSeq names its product protocadherin Fat 1-like. Gene Ontology annotation, cellular component: plasma membrane. NCBI's taxonomy places the organism in Eukaryota, Metazoa, Mollusca, Bivalvia, Mytilida, Mytilidae. The coding region runs from base 136 to 14280 and encodes 4714 amino acids. The record is from RefSeq and is a predicted model, not a curated record. The transcript has 38 exons. Gene Ontology annotation, biological process: homophilic cell-cell adhesion. Gene Ontology annotation, molecular function: calcium ion binding.